This is a messenger RNA of Apis dorsata (giant honeybee), 2558 nucleotides long. Its product is annotated as kinetochore-associated protein 1-like. Gene Ontology annotation, molecular function: small GTPase binding. The transcript has 14 exons. The record is from RefSeq and is a predicted model, not a curated record. The coding region runs from base 9 to 2558 and encodes 849 amino acids. Lineage: Eukaryota; Metazoa; Arthropoda; Insecta; Hymenoptera; Apidae. Gene Ontology annotation, biological process: mitotic spindle assembly checkpoint signaling; protein localization to kinetochore involved in kinetochore assembly; mitotic sister chromatid segregation. Gene Ontology annotation, cellular component: cytoplasm; kinetochore microtubule; RZZ complex.
AUAAAAUUAUGGAACUAAAAAUGGAACAUAGCGAUUAUAUUUUAUUGCAAAUUAUUAAAACAUUAUAUUUCAGUUUUUGUGCUAUACCAAACAUAAAUGAUAAUAUAUUAAUAGAAAUUAAAUUAGUAUAUUUUCAUUUUUUAAUAAUAUUACUUAAAAAAGUAAUAAAUAGUCGAAUGUUUGAUCUUCAACUUAGUUUAUCAUGUUUAUUUAUGUUAUCUGAUUCUGAAGCAUGUAAAUGGAUUUCUUCUAUUUGCAAAUCAUUUCAAUCAGAUUACACUCGACAUUUAAGAAUAACAAUGCUUGGAUAUGAAUAUUUUUAUUUAACAAAAAAUCAAACUUUGCAAACAUUUAAAAAUAAUAAAAUAUUAUAUUAUUGGGCACAAAAGUUAUCUAAAUAUUUAGUUUCAUAUAAAGAAAUCCUAACAAGUGAUUCAGUAGCUAAAAGGGAAAUAUUACAACGUAUUAUGAGUUAUGAUGAAGAUCUGAUCCCUUUAUUUCAAGAAUUUUGUUUUGAUUUUGGUUUUGAUAUCCAAGAUUGUUUAUUACUUUAUCUACAAACAAUAAUAAAAACAUGGAAUCCAAAAUUAAAUAUAAGCAAUUUUAAUGGGAAAAAAGAAUUACAUAUUAAUGAAGAUGAUGUAAAUCAAUUAAAUAAAAAAUGUAAUUCUAUUACUGCCUAUAUCUUGGAUAAAGUUGCUUUAAAAAAUUGGGUUACAAUGAUUUUUUCACAAAUAAAUUUUUACCAUUAUGAAAUAUUUAUAAUUCUUAUGGAUCUCAUAGAAGAUAAAAAUAUUGAACAUAGAAAUUAUUUAUGUUUUUUACAAAAUUAUAUUCGCACUGGUCCACCUACACAAAUAGAAUAUGAUGAAUGGAUACAUUUAAAUCCAGGAUAUACAUCCUUACCAUUUAUAGCAGAAUGGCGGUUACCUUUUUUACCUAAAAUUGAAUUAUGGAAACUUAUAACUCCUGAAUUAAAUUUGAAAACUUAUGAAAAAUGGUUAGAUAUUGCUGCUAUUCUUAAAUUACAACCUCAUAUUAUAUGUACUUUAGCUAUAAAAGGUGAAGUAACACAUAUUUGGAAAAAUAAACACAAAAUAGCUAAAUGGUCUCUUUCUUCAAAAAAUAAAAGCUUAUUAAAUCAUAUAAAAAAAUGUAUAGAAAGAAUGACUGGUCCAGAUGCACUGUAUUAUGGCACUGCAGCAUUAUAUUAUGUUGUAAAUCAUACACCAUCAGGAGCUGAUCAAGUAGCAGCAGUUGAAGAAUGUUAUAAGUAUGCACAAUUAUCAGCUAAAAAAUCUAUGAUGUUUGAAGAAGGAAUGUUAGAAAAAAUAAAAGUUAAAUAUUUACGUUUUACAUCGGAACAUAUUUUACAUGUACAUGGUUUGGCCAAUAAAAAGUAUUUGUCAUUAAUCGGAAAUCCGAAUAAAUUAGUCUAUGAAUUAUAUACAGAUGAAAGUAUACCUCAAAGAUAUCGAUGUGUUAUUGAUCAUAGACCUGAUAUAAAUUCGGCAGUUAGUUCAAUUAGUCAGUUAUUUUCUAUUAAUUUGAUAAAAUUACGAAUAGAAUUAUUACAAGAGUGGUUACAACCAGAUACUAAAUAUAUGAAAUUUAAUCAAAGUAUAACAGAAACAUUUCCAGUAAUGACAAAUUUAGAAUCGAAUUUAAAUUGUGAUGAUAAAUUAUUGAGAGCAUGCUAUAUUUUAGAAUAUGGAGAUCUUGAAUUAUCAGCUAACUUUCUUAUAAAUAUAGGUUUUAGUGAAAAAAAUGAAGAUUAUAGUCCAGAAGUUCGUUAUAGAGCUCUUUGUGUAUUACAAUCUAUAGUUGAUACUGCUAAAUUAGAAGAUUUAAUUAAACGAGAUUACCAAACAAUUAAAAACUAUAUGAGAUCUUUGAAAUAUAUAAGUAAAUUGGAAUUGUUAGGAAUAGGAUAUAGUAUAAAUACGUUUGAAAUGUGUUCUAAACAUGAACUUAUACAAAUUUUAUGGAAAACACAAAAUUAUUCACCACAAGCCCUGAUUAUUAUUGCACAACUUUGUAUAGAUUUUGAAAUAUAUGAAUAUUCUCUCUGGGACAAAAAUUUAACUAAAAUGGCUAAAUUAUUAAUGAUUAAUGAAUUAAAAAUAAUUUUAUUACAAGUACAAAAUAUAAACACCAUUGUAAAUUCUAAUGGAUAUUUAUUUGGAUGGGAAGUAAUAAUUUCAGAACCUUUCAAAAAAAUGGAUAUGAAUCCGACUUCUGAACAAAUUGAAAAUUGUAUUGAAGCUUUACAACUUUUAUAUUCAUGUCCAGUUUUAUAUGCAUUAAAUUUCUCUAACAUCAUAAAAUAUUGUUUUCAAUGUCAGCAAUUACAUUUAGUACUUGCAUUUUUACCAUUUUUAAAUGAUGAUGAUACAAUAUAUGUUUUGGAAAAAAUUAAAUGCACAUCUAAUAUUACAAAAAUAUUAGAAAAUUUGAAUAACUUAUGUUCAAGUGGAAUACUUUGCACAGCUUAUUGUAAUAAAAUUAUAGAACAUACAUUAACAAACAUGAAUAAACAUUCAAUAAAAUAUGAAUAG